AUGGCAAGUGACUCUCCGGCACGGCCAAGUGGCAAGCGCCAAGACACGCUCGACUGGGCGGAGUGCUUCAUGGCGAUGGCCUUCCUGGCCGCGAAACGCAGCAAGGACCCCUCGACACAGGUCGGUGCGUGCAUCGUGAACGAGGACAACCGUAUCGUGGGCAUCGGGUACAACGGAUUUCCCAAGGGCUGCAGUGACGACGAGUUCCCGUGGUCGAAAACGUCGGACAAUCCGCUCGAGACGAAGUACCUGUACGUGUGCCACGCGGAGGUGAACGCGAUACUGAACAAGAACAGUACGGACGUGCGGAACUGCACCAUGUACGUGGCGCUGUUUCCGUGCAACGAGUGUGCGAAGAUUAUCAUACAGUCCGCGAUACGGGAGGUGGUGUACAUGAGUGACAAGCACGCGCACAAGGAGCACACGAUCGCGGCGAAGCGGAUGUUCGAUGCGGCCGGUGUGAGGUACACGCAGUACAAGCCGCCCCACAAGCAGAUCGUGAUCGAUUUUACCGAAAUUGACUGGGACAGUUUGAAUCAGGUGCCGGCAACGCCGAAAAAGGACGACACCGUAACGGACGAGGUGGACAUGCGCAAGCUUUCCCUAAAGGAGCGCCUCUAAGGCGACAUACAGACAACGAAGGACGGAGGAUAGCGAGUGAGGGAGUGAUUAUAAGAGUGCUAUAAAUUUACCCAAAGAAGUGGUUUUUAUUUGGGCUUUACGGUGUUUCACAAUAUAGGUUCUAGAGCUUUGCGAUUUUAA
Messenger RNA from Anopheles gambiae (African malaria mosquito), 762 nucleotides. Its product is annotated as deoxycytidylate deaminase. Gene Ontology annotation, biological process: dTMP biosynthetic process; dUMP biosynthetic process. Bases 1 to 621 code for a protein of 206 amino acids. NCBI's taxonomy places the organism in Eukaryota, Metazoa, Arthropoda, Insecta, Diptera, Culicidae. Gene Ontology annotation, molecular function: dCMP deaminase activity; zinc ion binding. Gene Ontology annotation, cellular component: cytoplasm. The record is from RefSeq and is a predicted model, not a curated record. The transcript has a single exon.